Molecule: messenger RNA, 561 nt
Organism: Haliotis rufescens (red abalone)
Lineage: Eukaryota; Metazoa; Mollusca; Gastropoda; Lepetellida; Haliotidae
Exons: 5
Coding region: 106-465 (119 amino acids)
Source: RefSeq, a predicted model, not a curated record
AACGAUGGCUGCAAGGGUUCUUCUCACCCUGCAUGAAUAUAUAGAAGGCAUAACAAUUCAGAAAUCAGUUCAUUUCUUGGACAGUCAUCAAAUCAACCUAGCAAGAUGAAGGCUGUUGCUCUGCUGCUGAUGUUUGUUGUCUUUGCCGCCCUUCCUGCAGAAACCAGCGCGUGGAGAUGGUUUAGAAGAGUUGCUGAAGGUGUUAAAAAGGUCGCACAAAAGGUUUCUGAUGGUGUGAAGAAAGUUGUAGACAAGUUCAACGAGUGGAAAAACAGACACGGUCGAGCUAUACGCGCCCUACAUGAAGACCUGACGGAGGAGGAAAUGAUAGAGACGUUGGCCACCAGAGACAUCAAUGAACUGGUUGAAGUUGACCAACUCAGUGACGCAGACAAGGCCGAAUUUAGCAACAUCCAGCGUGAGGCUCGAGAUCUAAUGGAUCAAAUGGACUCACUGGAAGAUUGAUAAUCCAGAUGCACAGUGUUUGCACAACAACAAAAUGUGCAAUAUGUGCAAAGGGACAUUGCAUGCCAAUUUCAUCAAUAAAAAGUUUGAUGUGUG